Centropristis striata (black sea bass) is the source of this 3238-nucleotide messenger RNA. RefSeq names its product phosphatidylethanolamine N-methyltransferase (gene pemt). NCBI's taxonomy places the organism in Eukaryota, Metazoa, Chordata, Actinopteri, Perciformes, Serranidae. Gene Ontology annotation, biological process: phosphatidylcholine biosynthetic process. The record is from RefSeq and is a predicted model, not a curated record. The transcript is spliced from 7 exons. Gene Ontology annotation, molecular function: phosphatidylethanolamine N-methyltransferase activity. The coding region runs from base 105 to 884 and encodes 259 amino acids.
UGGACUUGUGUUGUUCUCCCCAGCAACUGCACCCUUCUUUCACUGAAAAAAACAGACCUUUGCACUUAAUAUUGUGCAAUAUUGUUGAUCUUUGACAAACAUAGAUGAGAGCUGCUGGUCUGAGCGACCCGGCCGCCGCUCGAGACACUAAUCCCGGGGAAAGCCCGCUCUCUGUGCCGCUGGACUGCUGCGGAGGACUCAACAACGUCGAUUAUUCGAAGGUAAAACUGAACCGGUUGACUCCAGAGCUAGUGUUAACGGCUAACGGUCAGAUGGACCUGACGCUGAUGGAAGGAAUGCUAAAACGCAUCAAUUUCCAUGACUCCAGCUUCUGUGUGGCAGUGAUCGCCAUCAUCUUCAACCCGUUGUUCUGGAACAUGGUGGCGAGAUGGGAACAUGGUACACGGAGGCUCUCCAGGCUCUUUGGUAGUCCCUACCUGGCCUGUUACUGCCUGGGCUUCGUCAUCAUUCUGCUCAACGUGUACCGCAGUCACAGUAUGACGGUGGCGAUGAAAUCCCAGGUGAAAUGGGAAGUGAUGGACCGGGCGGAUGUUUUCUACGUUGGUGUAGCUCUCAUGGUGGCGGGCACUGUGCUGGUGGUCAGCAGCUUCCUGGCUCUGGGAUUCACUGGAACCUUCCUAGGUGAUUACUUUGGCAUCCUGAUGGAUGAGAAGGUGACAGGCUUCCCCUUCAACGUGGUAGAGAACCCCAUGUACUGGGGCAGCACUGCCAACUACCUGGGCCUGGCACUCAUUGGUGCCAGCCCCGUUGGUCUUGUCCUGACUGCCAUAGUAGCUGUGUCUUACAAGGUGGCGAUAAGAUUUGAAGGACCAUUCACUGAGCAGAUCUAUGAGGAGAGGAGUCAGCGCCGCAAGCAUGAAUAAUCACCUCCCGCCCGGGCGCUUCCUGCUCCUGGUUGCUCUGAGGAUUCCCGUCCUGUCACGUAGACGGACGGACUGAAGACGGACAAACGUCCCAACAGCGUUGAUCAUUAAUCCACCUCCGUCCGGUGAGGAAUCAAAGGCUACGUUCACACUGCAACUGCAAGUGUUCCAUUUCUGAUCUGCUCUGAUGCUCUAGUAAUGAAUGUGGGCGUGGCAUGGAGCCAUUUUUCUAAUGUUACUUUGGACCACAUGGUUAUGACAGUAUAACAAGCUAAAGUUUGAUAUUCUGAGAAGCAUUCUGAUAUACAGUACACCCACCAACACCAACAGACUAACUCAUGAAGAACAUCUGCAACAGAAAAACAGAGUCCAUCCAACUUAACUGAGCUACUACACACCAAGAAACUUUUCAAAUUGUCACCAGACACCAUGUGAUAUACCAGUAGCCUGCACCUGACACACCUGAAUGGAAUGAAGUCAUAAUUGAUGUUAAUAUAAAUGAUAAUAAAGAAAUUAAACCUGUGUGUUGCAACUCUACUGUGAUGUAUUAGACUGGAGAUAUACUUGUUUUCUAGCCACGUGUUAGCAAAAAUGACCAGAUUCCACAAAACGUUGGGACACCAAAUGCAUCAAAUUCAGAAUUCAAAGUGUAAAUGAACAAGAAUAAACGUAUCAGUUUGAACACAAAUUAAUUGUCUCCGUACAGUGUCAAAUUGAAUAUGCUGUAUGUCAAUCAGGAUUAGCAAAUUGUGUUUUAUUUCCGUUUUAGACAAGACAACGUCCCAACUUUUUUGGAAUCAUGUUGUUCGUGCGUCACUGCAGGACUCAACUAGAGUGAACUUUAGUGGAAGUCAGCUUGAGACCAUAAACUCAUUAAGACAAUGUUAACAAAUUGAUUUCUUUUUGCAGCCGGUAGAGUCGCCACCUGCUGGUCAUUAGAGAUAAUGCAGGUUUAAGGCACUUCCGCUUUGGCUUCCCUUUUUAGCCAUUUAACAUUAUGCCUGCAGUACAUUGGCAUUGUUAUUGUGAGAAUGUUGGCAACAAGUGGCAAUCUCCAGGGAUGAAAAAUGAAGCCAAUGCAGAAGUGCCAAAGAAUGUAAUUUCUCGAUUGGCUUCUUGAGGCUGGCUCCAAAAGCGCCAUCCCAACGGUAGAAUCUAUAUAGAUAGAUAGGUAGUUAUAUAUAAGAAAGGCUAGAUGGCUCGAGGCGGAGUCACCAGCGUCCAUAUACAGCGGCCAUCUUGCCACAGGCAGCUCACCCACUCAUAACAUCAUAGUCUAAGGUGCACGUAGCAUUUAAUUAACCAUAGAUUGCUUAAUUUUAAACCGAUUUUCAAACAAUUUGGUUUGUCAUAAACCUCAGAGUUGUGGUUAUGUUUCUGCAAACUCAAGAAUAAUUUUGAUAUUUUUUUAUAUAAAUUAUUCUUGAGUAUGCAGGAACAUAACCACAACUUUAUAACAAACCAAACUGUUUGAAAAUCGGUUUAAAAUGUAGCAAUCAUUCAAAUGCUACAUGCACCUUAGACUAUGAUGUUAUAUAUAUAUAUAUAUAUAUAUAUAUAUAUAUAUAUAUAUAUAUUAGGGCCGGGACUCGAUUUGAAAAAUGUAUCCAAUUAAUUAGAGGCUUUGUAAUUUAUUAAUCGAAAUGAGUUGCAUUUUAAUCGCAUAUAAAUAUUUGACCUGAGAACAGUGAGAAGUAAUUUUUUUCACAUGGAUUUUUAGUAUACCAUUGAAUAAUGACUGAAUACAUAAGCUUAAGCAACAAAAAUAUUGUUUAUUUUUGUUCAAGUCCAACAGACCAGUGCAAUUUUUGCCAUUAAGUGUAGCUAUAGCAUAUUUAUAAAUAUAGUACAUUUCAUAAAUGCAGGUAGCCUAUAGGUAGGUAGACCUUCUGUAAACUAGAAUACUUUGGUUUUUUAAGUAAAACACAAUCCACGCUAGCUAGCACACUAGCCGCUAGCUGCUAUAUGUUUAGCAUUGAGGUGAUACUUGAGGCUGGAUGUGCUGCUAUGGUGAUAUGUGAAUUCCUUGUUGCCUAGCAACACAACCAUGCUCUUAUGGACGCUUCCAUCUGUUGGUUUUUAGUAACUAAAUGUCCCAUCAUCCACGGGGCCAACCAAAGGUCUCAUCAGCUUCUUCCUUCAUGUUCACUGUGGUUUGUUGUUGUCUCAACUCAUCAACACUAGUUGGUGCUCCAGUAUAAUCGGUCCUCCUGAAACUCAUCCAGUUAGAAAUGUUCCGCGGUGCAAAAAUAAGUGCGAUUAAAAUGCGUCAAUUUUUUUAACGCGUUCAUUUUUGUGUAAUUAAUUCAUCUUAAUUAACGCGUUAAAGUCCCGGCCCUAAUAUAUAUAUAUAU